This is a messenger RNA of Hemicordylus capensis (graceful crag lizard), 8446 nucleotides long. It is a transcript of the gene SMIM45, whose product is annotated as small integral membrane protein 45. Lineage: Eukaryota; Metazoa; Chordata; Lepidosauria; Squamata; Cordylidae. The transcript has 3 exons. The record is from RefSeq and is a predicted model, not a curated record. The coding region runs from base 1593 to 1883 and encodes 96 amino acids.
AAAGAUCUUCCUGUGUAGUGUGGGAGGUCAUGGAGCCCACAUGUGGAGGACAAGAAGACAGCGGUGAAGAUUAGGAGUAAAUGAAGAAAGAUGGAAAGGAAAUGUAUUUCCUCUUUAAGAAAUACCCUCAUCUCCAGCUCACGAGGGGAAAAACACCACCUCUACUUCUUAUCAGGUCUAUCAAUGGCUACUAGUCUGAGAGCUAUAGGCCAUCUCCAGCCUCAGAGGCAAGUUGCCUCUGAGGCUUCUAAAUACUAGUUGCAGGGGAGUAGCAGUAGGAGAGGGCAUGCCCUCAUCUCUUGCCUGUGGGCUUCCCAGAGGCAUCCGGUGGGCCACUGUGUGAAACAAGAUGCUGGACUAGAUGGGUCUUGGGCCUGAUCCAACAGGGCUUUUCUUAUGUUCUUACACAAUUGUUCUUCAGUCAUGGAAGGAGAAGAUGAACUUUUCUUUGCUGGCCAGUUCCUUCCCUUCCCAAUAUUCACCCUCUCUCCCAAAUCUCAUUUUACUGCAGGCAUCCUAUUCUCCAUACUUUCUCUCCCACCCCACCCCCAUGUGUGUGUUUAAUAUGGAUCAUGCCCACUUAAAAAAAAAAAGCUUUAAGAAUGUUGAGAGCAGUACACAAUCAAAUGUACACCAGAAUGUGUAUCCCUUUGAAAACAAUACAAAGAGGAAAGACAGCAUGCAUUCACAGAUGUAAAUCCCAGUGCUUCUGUGGAUGUAGCUGCACCUAUGGUUCCUGUUCCCUCAGGUGCUCUUAUCCCUGGAUUUCUGGGCUGAAAUCCAAGGCCCCCACAGCCCCUGCCCCCCGCCAUCCUUUAGUCUGUCCCAGGUGGUGUGGUUGCCCAGCGGAGCAUAUGAUGCUUAAUUUGCUGGGGGCGGGGCAGGGGGGACUCCAAAGGCCUUUAGGUCCAGGCUCCAAAAUUACAUAGGUGCACCUCUGCCUGUUCCAUCAAGGGUCACACACAUGCAGAAGCCGGCUCUUGGGUGUCUGGGAAAGCUAAAGGUGACAACUUUAGUGUUGAUGGGGUUCUUGAUUUUAAUGAAUGGUUGUAUACUUGCAAACAUUUAUCCAAUUGAAAACAUGAUAUCAGAUUUAGAGCAUCUCUCUUCUCCUCUUCUGUGUACCAUGUGCACUGAAGAGCUCUUUAGGCUUGUUGCCAUGACAGCAGCCGAUAGUCCUCAUUUGCUGUGGCAUUUUGAUUGGCCAGGGAAGGUCUCGCCUCUUUUGUGAGGCUGAAAGGGAGGGUGACUGCUGGAGCGGGAGCAGGAUGGAAAGCAGCCAAAGCUGAUCCAUUCAUGUGAGGGCAAUUGUGGGGGGUGGUCUUUGGCUUGGGAGCAUCAGAUGAGGCAGUGAGAUGGACCGUAUGUCACAGCAGCACACACAGGAGCAUUUUUACAUGCAGAGCAAAUGGCAGCUUGAUCCAUUGGUACUUUGAUGCCCUCGGGCUGCCUUCCACUGGAGAAGUACUUUGUCCCUUCGUCUGACACAUGCAGCAAGGAGCAGCAUCACAAGACUGAAAAGUCACUGGAGUCCACAGCGCGUUUGGGGCCAGAACGGAUUGCGAAGAAGCAGCAGUCUGUAUGAUGCAUGCAUGUGGAUCAAGGGAUAUAGUGACUUGAAAAAGGACAUCUUAACAAGCAACCCAAGGGAAGAAAGAUUGGUUGUUCAAGCAAUCAUGCCUCAUUUCUUGGAUUGGUUUGUGCCAGUGUAUCUAAUGAUCUCCAUUCUCAUUUUGGUGGGCUUUGGAGCAUGCAUAUACUACUUUGAGCCAGGAUUGCAGGAAGCACACAAGUGGCGGACACAAAGGCCGAUCAUGGAACGAGACCUUCGGAAAACAUUGAUGAUAAGAGACAACCUUGCAUUUGGGGUGCCGGAAGUCUAGUAUUCUGCUAUCAUAGAGCCAUGAAAGUGUCUAGAAACAAAGUCAAUUUUUGUUUUUGUUUUUGAAAUUACAAGUUACUAUCGCUUACUAAGAACCAUGACUUGCCCAGGACAACUUCCAGCUGCAUGUAACAUGAUCAAACCAUAGCUUCAUUCUUUGCUGACAUGGGUCUCUCUUAAUGAAAUCUUGUGUUGCCACUCUAGUUCUAAAUGCAAAAUCUGUAGAAUAAUGUAAACAAGGAGCUCCUGGUUUCUGGCUCUAAAUACCAGGUCCCUAAGACAUGUACAUCUCUCCAUCACAUGAAAUUCUGGAUCCUCCACAGAGAAAGAUCUCCACCAUUAGCCUGCUGAGAAUGGUCAUGACAUAUAGAUGAUUUCUACAAGAGUGUAAGAUGGCAAUGUAUGGAUGACUAAUGGCAUGUGGAAUCUUUUACUGCAAAUGUGAUCUGAGUGUGUUGGCCCUGACAUCCUGGACAGCUGUACAUCUUGCAAAGCUGACUACUAGCAGUAUGUAAUUGAUAAAAGUCUUUCAGGUGAGGCAGAAAACCAAAUUGAUUGCACAGACGGAAUUCUCUGCUCAUCUCUGGUACUAUGCUUAGAAUGACAUGUUCUAUGAAACAUAUGCCCUUAAAGUUGAAGUGUGCCAUCAAGUCAAUUUCAACUCCUGGCGCCCACAGAGCCCUGUGGUUUUCUUUGGUAGAAUACAGGAGGGGUUUACCAUUGCCUCCUCCCAUGCAGUAUGAGAUGAUGCCUUUCAGCAUCUUCCUAUAUGGCUGCUGCCCGAUAUAGUACCAGCAGGGAUUCGAACCAGCAACCUUCUGCUUCUUAGUCAAGCAUUUCCCCUCUGCGCCACUUAAGGUGGUCUAUAAUUGCAUUUCAGAUCAUUUCACUGCCCAUAAGUAUCUAUCUGGGUCUACAUUUUCUUUUUUAAAAAAAUUCUUCAUUUUGAGAAGCCUAUACAGAUGAAUUACUGAGAAGAUUUUUUUCUUCAUUAUUGAGACCUUUGUUCCCAAUAUCUUUUGAUUCAGAAUCCAUUAUUAUAGGAAAAGCUGCACUUUUUCAGUCAUCUCCUGCUACAGAAGUUUUGGACUUGGCCUAUCAAGAGUGCCCAGUCUAGCACUAGACUGACAACUACAAUUAAAAGUAUGAACAUACCCUCAUUCUCCUUCCCUGCAUCCUCAAUAAAAGCCACUGAGCCAAACAGACUGUGAUGGUGCACCCAGUGAUAUUCUUCUCGAGUUCCACUAUAAGUGGUUAUGGAGUAGGUAUACUCUUUAUAUACACAGAAUGCUUUCACAUUUGUCCACAUUUCCUCUAGGGCUGACUUGUUACCAAAAUACUGUACUGCUGCAUGGGAGAAUGGGUUCAUCAGUCAUCUACUUUAUUUCUUAUAUUGUGCAGAUUGCAUGCAAACAAUAUUAACAGAAGCUAGAAUCUGUGGCAUGAUGAGAGUCCCCAUCAUUGGUGUUACUGUGUACCAUUUUCUCCAAACUUCAUUAGGACAUCAUUUCUAACUGCAUAGUGGAGUUAUUCCCUUUCUGGCACAGAGUUCUUUCUUGCAUGCGGUGCUAACGUACUGUAUCUAUUCCAUUGUUCUGCCACUAUGAAGUACUAAUUCUGGAAUUCACCAGUUUUGCUUUUAUACAUCCCACAAUAAGGCCAUGUUCCUCUGCUUUUCCACUGUGCCCAUAUUAAGGCAGCACAGCUAUUGCUGCCUGGACAUAGUCACUGUGUAGUUAUGUGCCUUUCCAAGUCAUUGUUCCCUAGUCUUAUCCUAUCAAAGACAUGUCUAUAUGUUUCAUGCUUCAUUGGGACGCAUUCACUGCCACUCUGUUGCACAUACAGUAACUCUUCUCUACGUUCCAGAGCUUCCUCAUAUGCUGCCUUCUCAUACUCACUUCAGUACAUUCCACUGCCUUCAUUUGUUUUACUCUGUACCACACUCUGACAAUGGCAUAGUACAGCAGGAACUUGGAACCUUGUAGGAAAGAUGCUUAUUCCUUCAGCAUGGCUUCUGGACCACCUUACAGUGAAUUGUCUCUGGGAUGAAACCACACAGCUGAUGAUCACUCUUACUUGAAAAUGGAUGACACACUUUUUCAUCAGCAACUGAAUCAGAGCACAGUACAUAUCAUAUUGUUGAUGUGAUUUGUUAUCAGUGGCUGCCUGAGGAUACUGCUAAUAUUAGUGAUGACGGUUUUUUGCACAAAGGGGGUGUUCUGUGUUUGGUUUUUUACAACUGUCAAGAACUUUUCUCAGAGCCUUUGGCCAUAUAGAUGUAGUAAAGAUCAUGCUAAGUUCAAUCACCUGCACUAACAUUUCCAUGGGACUUUGUUUUGUUUUGCUUAUGCAGAACAAGUAUGGUACCUUCCAUUUCUGUGGUAUGCGGGAACGUAGCUGAGUAGCUUCUUGGUGUGGAACAUAGCUGAGUAGCUUCAUGUGUUCCACAAUAGAGAUCUUGACUAAAAGCAUGCAAUUUUAAGCACCUGAAGAGUCUCAUAUGUUUCCUAAUAUGGUUAAAUUAGCUAUGCACUGGCCUCAUCUAGAGCUCCUUAAACAUAAGAAAAGGCUGCACCAGGGCUAGCUGGUACUAUCUGGCAGAGUGAGCUGGCUGCCUCAGGCAGAACCUUUUGGAUGUCAUUAAAGGGUGCCAAAUGGUGGUGGUUUUAUUUACUGUCUGUAUGUAUUGGAUUUCUUCUCGGACACCAAUGUGGUUUUGAUGGCCAUGGGGCAUGCUCAGGGGUGUAGCUAUAAUUGAGCGGAUGGGUUCAAAGAACCCGGGGGCCCCAGCUCCACCCCUCCCUAUUUUCUUCAUUAUCUCUCUCACUCCAAGGGGCCACUGGGGAGAAAAGCAAACACGGGCCCCCUCUGCUCUAGCUAUGCCUGUGGGCAUGCUCCUGUAUUCUAAGAUCAAAUGGCACUAGCAAAGAUGACUAUGUGUUUGGCAGGUGAAGUCAUGAUUUUGGUCCAAUAAUGGGCCUGUACAUGUGCCAAGAGCUGCAGGUAUUCUGUUUUGUUACCUUGUGCAGCGUCAUUUUGGGCACAUAGACUGAUCCUGAAGGGGUCUGCACAUAUAAGGCUGCUUCUGUGCAGUAUUGCCAUUGCUGGGUUGAAGCAACGGUUGUUUAGAACAUGAAACUAUAAAAAGGCUGCACUAUGAAGUUUCUAAGAUAUUAUUUUGUGCUUCAAUGUGAAUGUAAAUAAACAGCCAUGAAUCCAUGACCUACCAGUUACUAUUACUAGUAUAGCCAUAGUCUCUGAGUGUCACUCAAAGACCUGCUUUCUGGGCCUUGAUUCUUAUUCUCCAAACUAGGCUACCGAUGCCAAUGAAUGGACCCCAGGUUGAUCAAUGGGGCAGCAAUAAGUACCUUUUUAUUAGAGACCAGGAGCUUUAAGACUUUGGGGACAGGCUACAUUAUUUCUUUCUACCUAAUGCUCCAUGUUUGUGGGGGAAAUAACUGAAGGCACACAACUUUUGUGUACAUAUCCACAGGAUCUUUCUCCUGUUCUAAGUUUAUUUUCUCAAGGCAGUUUCAUCAAUGGGGGAGGGGGGGAUGUUUGCAGUACACCCACCACACAUCCCUGUGGUACACCUACUGCAAAUGUGUGCUUUUUUAUAUUGUGCAAAGUGACCUUAGGUGUAAGAGAAUAUCUAUUAGGGAGUGAUUAAGUGACCAUGUAAGCUUUUGUAGACACUUUGAUUUCAAUGAAACUGCAUAGCGUGGACAGUCCUUGAGCAAUGCCCUUAGCAUUGAUAGGUGCUCUAAAGAAACACAGCCUGCCAUCCAAAAAUGGCUAGGAGGGAGAUCAGCCACUCAAGUUAAUGUGUCUAGUAAUGUCCAGGAAACGUCAAAAUUAAAUCCACUCAUGGAUUUCAAAAUUAAAAACACUCAUGGUGUUUACAGUUGAGAACUGAUUUGUUGAGUAAGUUGUACUUUUCUGCUUCUGUCCUGGAGGAAAAUAGAAGAGUUCUAUUUCCAUAUGUCACCAGCACAAAAUCCACAAUAUGUUUUCUAUUUCACCAGCAUAAGAUAUUUUCAUAAAACAAAGACAACAAGAAAGUCACUGAGUUUUGUGCCAUAACUCCUUAGGAUUUCAGAAGCCAGAUCAAUAGUUGUAAUUACCCUAUCUCUGUAAGCAGGAAGGGAAGCCAACCCUCUAUUUGAGCUUGACAUUGCUCAAAUAGAAGCCACAUUAAACCCUAUUCUUCAGUGGCUACGAAAAGUUCUAAACAAAGAUAAAUAGAGAUUUGAUCAACUAAUGGCCUGUCCGCACUGUCACUCAAGCCCUGGCCUCUUUUCCGGUUUUGUGUUGUUUUGUAUGCCAAGUCUUAAAUUUUCUGAUCUGUCACAUUCCAUGUCCUACUGCCGACCCAGGGGCAACUACCUGCAAUUGGAAUACAUAAAUGUUUGUAGAUGUUGUCCGUUUAAAUAUGGAAUAGCAGGGUUGUGGUCAUUUUAGAGUUUGUUUUGUGAAUCUUGUCAUGUGCUGUGCUAUUCUUAAGGUAUCAGAUUGCUUCCAUCAUCAUGUUGAAAUUGUCAUAAGAAACUGAUAUAUGAACAUUUUAUGCUUCAGUUGUAGCAUUUAGGCUACACACAUGCAACCCACAUGUAACUGACACAUCUCUUCUUGUAUCAUAUACUUACAUGGUCAGACUCUUGCAGGAUAUAUUUCCCUUUUUAGUUGAAAUUAACAUGCAGAUCAGAAUUGGAAUCUGAAUAAUUUGAAAUAAUAAUAAUUUAAAUUCAAAUAAUAUUUAGACAUGUUUAAUGUUGGUAUUUCCAAACUGUAAAGGUUAGUGUGAAAUCUGAGCUAAAGUUCUAAAACACAGUCAGCAUCCCAGUGCUCUGAAAUUUUGAAUGGUUCCAUUUUGAAAUUCAAAGUUUGUGAAAGCCACAUUUGAUGCAGGUUCUAGUUAUCUUAAUGGAUCAACUUGAAUUGGAAGUUUGUGUGUUUUAUAUUCCAAAUUUGUUCCAGUUCUUGUAUUAUAAGAGAAGACUUUGGAAAUGGGAGUCCUUAAAGACUCAGAAAUCAAAAGAAACAUAAGAACUCAUUUUUUGUUUAAAAGCACAUAGAGUUUGGAGGCUUGACUUAUGAACUGUAAUGCCUUGAAUUAUCACGGCUAUUUCAGACGUUUGACCUAAUCCAGAGCAAAUGAGCUUCUAUGAGAAAGUCUGCAGUAAGAAGAAGAGGGAGUAACAUUGCUGCUACAUUGGAGAUAACACUAGUACAUUGGAGGUAAACCUGCAGCUUACCCAUACAUCCACAACAACAGUGGGGGUGUCCUGUCAUUGUGCCUCUCCCACAUAGACUUACUGUGAGAUAGCUCUGAGGAGUUCUUCGCAGUGCUGAUCUUCUGUGGGCUGCAUGUGUGUGCUCAGUCUGAAUCCAAAGAGGAUUCCUUUUGACCAAUGACUACAACCCAUCUGAGGGUGAUUGAAGCUGUGAGAGGCGUUUACUCUUCAGAUUUGAUUGCUUUGUGUGAACAGUGACUACAGCAGAAGGCUCUUCUGCUGUCCUCACAGUUUUCUGCAUUGGGACUAUUAUUGCUCAUUUUGGUAUCAACAUAUGUGGGUACACUUGUGUGAUUUUUAUGACACAAAUCUGACAGUCUGGCAGACUCAUGAAAUCUAAAACCAUAGUAAUGACUCCAGAGUACACAAUGCUGUUUGUAGGACUCAUGAAAUAAUAAUACUGGUGGUGGUAAUAAAAUACUACUACUACUACUACUACUACUACUAAUAAUAAUAAUAAUAAUAAUAAUAAUAAUAAUAAUAAUUAUUAUUAUUAUUAUUAUUACACACAGUGGUCCUGAUUCAGUGAAACUCAAGCAGAGCAGAAAGUUGAACAGGCACUUGCACUGUGAGACUUGCAGGUCUCACAGAAUGACUGGAGCUUCACACACAACAAAUACUUCCCCAACUCUGAUCCAGCUCUGUGAUGAUUCAGAAGCUGGGGAAAGGUGAACACCAGACUGUUUUACUCUGUUAUAAAUGGUUCAGGUACAGAAACAUAUUUCCACGCAGAUUGCUGUUGCUGGCUUAGAGUAAAUGUGUCAUACCCAUGUAUGUACACCUCAUGUUUUUAAAAGUUCAUGUGUUCUUUCUCUAAAUUGAUCAAUUUCUCCUGUAUCACCUCAGUGGCAAGUGAACUCUGGGAAGCCUCUCAGAGUGUCAUUCUGAUACUGAGGGAGCACUGAAAUUAACAAGAGAUUGUUAGACUGGAUGAAUGAUUGAAGAAGAAUACAUUGCAGGGGUCAUGCUUACAUGGACAGGGGCAAUCAACAAGCUGUGACCUUAGUUUCCAUCACCAACAUCUAUUUUCCUUUCCCCCUGUCUGUUUCCCCAGGCAGUCUGGUACUGUGAAUUAAACUCAUUUGUCUCAGGAGCUAAGGAAAAACUAAGAGUAACCCCAAUCCUGUGUGAUGUUUUGCAAUGUAUGUUUUGCACUGUUCAGUCAUAAAUGCCACUGUUUUUGAUGAAAUGAAAUUUCAUGUUAAUUUUUUUUGUUAUGAAAUUAAAAUUCUAGUUAUUACUAAAAUUCUAAUAAACUUUCUAGCGUCAA